Stomoxys calcitrans (stable fly) is the source of this 1620-nucleotide messenger RNA. RefSeq lists its product as uncharacterized. The coding region runs from base 554 to 1195 and encodes 213 amino acids. Lineage: Eukaryota; Metazoa; Arthropoda; Insecta; Diptera; Muscidae. The transcript is spliced from 4 exons. The record is from RefSeq and is a predicted model, not a curated record.
AGCAAAAGGGUUGUUUUCAUUAUAAAUUAUCAAAUCAUUGCCACCUGUCGUCAUUUGUCAUUUACCUGUAAAAAACUCAAAAAAGAGCACCAAAUAAAGUUGGUUUUUUGGCAUUUGAAUAGACGCUCGGUCUCUCCCACUCUCUCGCGGCUUUAUAGUAUUUUGUAAUUGUGUAUUCACGUUUUUUUUUGUGAGCUUUGUUGAAAUCGUUUCGUUAAAAGUUUGCCAAAACAAAAAAAAAAAUGUUGCAAUAAUUAAUUAAAAUAGUAUUGUGAGCGUAUUUGUGUUGAAUGUAUGCGAUUUUGUGUUAUUUUUCAUUGGUUUUAAUCCGCCUUCAUUUCAAUUGCCGCAGCUAAAAAAAUCGGAACUUAAGUGUUUGUAAAAGAAAACAAAAGCCAACAAGGAAUUUACAAAAAUUCAACUGCCUUAUUGUGUAUUGGCCUAUUGCAAACCGACAGCAAAUAUAAGCUAAGAGCCAACUCGUGUUUGUUUUUGAAAGGAAAUCACUUCGUUAUUUGUAGCCAAAAACCCAAACCUUCUACUCCAACUCGAUAUGCAACCACUAAAAUGCAGUUUAGGCCUAAUGCUUGCCUUGGGCCUAUUUCACAUGAGCACAGCUAUGCCAGGACGUUAUUUACGGGCAGCCGAUAAUGAUGCCGAGAGUCCCUUGGUUACGGUGGAAUUUGCCGAUGAUGAAAACGAUUUGAAUCCCAUAAAUGAGGCCACUUCACCCGAUGUUUUAGAUCGUAACAAAAGAAAAAUUACCGGUGCCACAUUUGAGGCUAAAAAUGCUGUUCUAGGUUUCGUCUUUGGCAAAAUCGAUAACUUCUUGGACACCAAUAUUCGCAUUCUCGAACAAUUGGAUCGCGCCAAUAUUGAGAAGAACAAGCAAUGGGAUAUUCCAAAGCCUGUACCAGUUAAUGAUGUCCAAUCUUUGAUCACAGCCGUAGUCUCACCUAAGAUUCGUGCCGUUGGCAAUAUUGCCAAUGAUUUGACCACCGGAGUUUUGACCACCAUCACAGCUUUCAGCGGCAGUUCCUCCGGAGGAAAUUCCAAUAAUCCCAAUGCCGGUCUGGGUAAUAUUGUCUCAAAGGUCUUGGGCUUCUCUGGCCCCAUAUUGCAGGGAUCUUCCGGUGGUGCAGGUGCUGGAGGUUCGACUACACCAGCGCCCGACUCAGAUGAGGCUGGCUAUUAAAUAGAUUUAAACUCAGCAAGCAUUAUCUUAAAGGAACCACUACCAGCCACCCCCCCUCUUUCGCUAGUAUAGGUGCCGAAAAAACCCAUUGUGGAAAUCAUCUUCCUGUCACUAAAAAAAAAAAUUAUUGUAAAUUUUUUGUUGAAUUUCUUAGUUUUAGUUUAGAAUUGAUUUAAAAUCCAUACUUUUCACCGAUUCUAUAUUUUUUUAUUUUGAUCGAAUUUUCUAUCUGCCUCACUUCUUUUCCAUUAGAUAUGCGUUCAUAAAAUUAGUAAAAUUUUUCACUUUUCCAUUUCUCACCCAAAAGGGAUUCCUUACAAACUGAACUCCCCAUAUACCUUGAUUUCCUUGUGUAUAUUAUUUAAAAAAAAAAAAUCACCUACACACACACACACAUGCUAUUGUAAAUAUUAAGCAUUGCAAUU